This is a messenger RNA of Caenorhabditis sp. 36 PRJEB53466, 2656 nucleotides long. NCBI's taxonomy places the organism in Eukaryota, Metazoa, Nematoda, Chromadorea, Rhabditida, Rhabditidae. The record is from the annotation of a GenBank genome assembly.
AUGGAGUCGCGUACAGCAACUACCUCGUCAAAUGGGUAAGACCGGUUUACACUUCUCAGAUGCCUUCCUAGAACAUUUUGGCAAGUCACACGAAAUACGUAAAAACUAGGGAAAGACUACUAUGACCACAUUCAAAAACAAUUUGAGAAAUGAAUUCGUCUUACAGUAAUCCUUUCAGGGCCGAGAAGUCCCGCCGACGGAACACGGAUUACCUGCAGAUAGACCCGUCGAGCACGUUCAUAAACAACACGGGCCGGGGGUUCGCCGAAGAACUGCCCGAAAACUUCCUGGACACUAUAAGCCCGCAUCCAGUGGCGCCGUCAGUCAGCUCGUCAUCUGCUCGCUCCGCCGAUGAGCCCCCGAGGUCUUCUGCCCCACAGCUCGCUUCGCUAGUUCCGAUGAGCAUGAGCAACGAUCAGCCGAGCAGUAGCUUCUCGAACGCAUCUCUCCUCUCCUCACCAUACAUCCACAUCAAAAAUGAGCCAGAAUUCUCUGGAAGUACGGCCGCUCUGCUUUCCCCUCUACAAGUAGACUCCCGUCGGCGAGAUUCACACGAUUUCAACACAUCGCCUUACAUCAAAGAAGAAGAAGACCUCGACAACAGCCAUCUCCUAAUGGGUCUACGACAGCGAGAACUUGGUGCUCUGGACGAGCACGGAGAUGCUUCACCUCGAGAACGAUCGGCUGAAAUGAGCAUUUCGUCGCUGAUUAGUGGAGAACACGGGACGAUCGACAGGUCUCCUUCACCUCAGCCGAACUACGGAAGUGAUCCCACUCCGAUGAUACAACAGCAGUUAAAAAGAGAAGAAGAAGCCGCCGCCAACUCUAUCGCCUACUCAAAACCUGUCCGAUAUCCGAAGAGUAGGCAGAACGGCGAUCGUCAGCAGGCCGAUUUCGACAAGGCUCCCUACACGAGAAGUGAGUUGCUCCAUUCAAUUCCACUUCUCUCGGUCCUUUCCUUUUUUAGCUCACCGUCCCCUAAACGCUUAGUUUCUUUCCCCUUCCGUUCACUAAUCGUACUCACACAUAUCUUUUAGAUUCUCGGAAACAAAAAAAGCCUCUAGGUGUGUUGAAUCAAGCCUCUUCGUCUUCCGGACCCACACCCAGCACAAGCAUCACUGUGUCUGGAAUUCCGUCCUCGCAGAUUCCGACCCCACCCUCUGCUCAUGUUCACAAUACUCGUCGAAUCUAUUCGACCCAAGAUUCGAAUGAUCCGCUCAACGCGGAAAUCGGCGACGACAUUUACAUCGACACGAAGGAUCUGUGCAAGCGGAUCGCGUUCGAACUCAAGAAUCACUCGAUCCCGCAGGCGAUAUUUGCUGAAAGGAUCCUCUGUCGCAGCCAGGGAACGCUGUCCGACCUGCUCCGCAAUCCGAAACCCUGGAACAAGCUGAAGUCGGGCCGGGAAACAUUCCGAAGAAUGUACAAUUGGGUCGCCCAGCCGCUGCAAACGAGGCUCGACAUACUGGACAUGAAGACUGAAGAAGGAAAUCGGGCGAAUGGAAUGUCCCCGCCCACACCAGCACAGAAUGUACGCACCCACAGGUAAUUCAAAUAGAUGACCUCUGAAAGAUUUGUAAAUGAAAUUUCUCGUUGCAGAAAGUCGACGUCUGAUCACGACGGUCCCGUCUCAAAGCGCCCUCGUCUCGUCUUCACGGAUAUACAGAAGCGGACUCUCCAGGCCAUAUUCAAAGAGACCCAACGUCCCUCUCGGGAAAUGCAACAAACUAUCGCCGAGCACCUCCGUCUUGAUCUCUCCACAGUGGCCAACUUCUUCAUGAACGCUCGUCGUCGCAGCCGACUAGGGGGAAAUGUUGAUGAGCCGACGCCAUACCAACAGGUGAAUUUGGAUGAAUAUUUGAGAGACUCCGACUAUUCUGAGUGAAUACUUACACCGUGCCAUGCACUGCAUCCCCAUCCACACACUUACAGUUUCCACAUGUUCUCAAUAUUUUGGUUUAUAACAAGAAUUCGUGUAUCAUUUAAUAAACGGACUUUCCUCCCCACUAUUAUCACUUUUCCACUAUCAUUUCGUCGUUGUGUGCUUAAUAAAUCGAUUGUUUCAUAAUUGAAGUGUUGAAUAGUUCGCCCGUCCCCUCGCAUGAGCACUCACCCACCGGCCGUCUGAUUCCGAGAGAACACCAAUUUGGUAUUCCAGGUGCGCAACAUCUCUCCGCCACCAGUCGCAGACGGCCAGCCCGUGCAAAUGAAUGGCGAGGACCACCGACCUCUUCUGAAUUCGGUCGUGAGUUCCUUUCACAUGUUCUGAUUCCUUUGAACACUUCUGAAAUUGCAGAUGGCUGAGGUGUACAAGGAUCAGCAGAGAUCGAAUGAGAUCACCGCUGAAGAGCGCCAGCUGAUCGAACGCGGAUUCGGCGGUCCGGUGCCUGGAAACAGCCACACUCUCACUAUCCAAGCGUCGCUUCAUCAAAACGGUGGACGACACGACGGUGAGGAUGAUGACGAGGACGAUCUGAACGACGACGAGCUGGCUUACGAAGAAGACGUGGAUGUGGGAGAUGAAGAAGAAGACGAAGAAGACGUUACGGCGAACGGAGACAUUCUGCCGAAAGAGGAGAUCGAGGAGAAAGCGACCAUCAAAGAAGAGAUGCCGGACGACGGAGAGUACGGGAAAACGACGGCCGACGGUCACUGA